Cotesia congregata is the source of this 1152-nucleotide messenger RNA. The record is from the annotation of a GenBank genome assembly. Lineage: Eukaryota; Metazoa; Arthropoda; Insecta; Hymenoptera; Braconidae.
AUGUCCAGUUUAAGAAGAAGAAGAAGAAGAAAAAGAAGUGGCUUCCCAAAAGUCUGUAGAUUAUUCAGCAGGGACCUCUUCCAGGGUCACAACGGCAUCAUCCUGGCUAACGACCUAUCCGGUGGAAACGGCGGUGGGUCCGUCGGCGGGACCUCUGUAGGCGUAGGCGGUUCUUUGCCAACCACCGCGCUUAGUUUGGACCAUCAGCAAUUCAACAUUUUUCCGGCGAUAUUUAGUCGGCAACUAAACUUCUCGGCCGCCGCGGCAAACUGCAGCCAGAACAAGCUCAUGGACGAGCUCAGGCCGAACUUGGGACUCCUGGGGGUCGGCCUCGUCGAGAAUGACACUUUUCACAUUAAUCAUAAUCAGGAGAAGAGAAAGUGCAGCAGUGCCAGCUCUAACGAACAGGACUUUGGGCUUUACGGAGUCCAUCAAGGGCUUGAGGCCAGUCCUCCCACGCCGGCGGCUACUCCGGGGAGGAAUAGCGUCGGGAAUGCUACUAGUGUUGGUUACGCGGUGUUUGCAGGUGCAGAGGGUGCUUUCAAAAAAUUGAAACCCGAGCCCUGUGCCUCCAGUCCACAUAUCGGUCACACACCAACCACAGCAAGCUGUCCUACGCCGGCUAGAAGACGACACAGGACAACUUUCACCCAGGAGCAGCUGGCGGAAUUGGAAUCGGCGUUCGCGAAAUCCCAUUAUCCAGACAUAUACUGCAGAGAGGAAUUAGCGAGGAGCACCAAAUUGAACGAGGCUAGAAUCCAGGUAUGGUUCCAAAAUAGAAGAGCCAAGUACCGAAAACAAGAGAAACAGUUACAAAAAGCCCUGGCACCAAUUCCUACAUGUCAAGGUGCGAUGAUGAGAAAUAUUUAUCCAGGUGCUGGAAGAGGGUAUCAGCCUUACGCUCACCCGCACAAUAGUAUCAAUGGGAUAAAUCGUUAUCCUCAGAUGGGAGCGUCGUCUUAUCCAAGUAUGCCUCAACCCUUCUCGAUGUCGCACUCUGCGUCGAAUAUGUCGGCUGUAACGGGAAUGCGACAAGAUGCGAUGGGAAUGUCUGCUGAAGAUGAGUGGUACAACAAAAGCAUUUCCGCGUUGAGAAUGAACACGGCACAUCAUCCAAAUUUAGCUGCGCCUAUGCUUCAAUACCAGACAUAA